Molecule: messenger RNA, 2151 nt
Organism: Mollisia scopiformis
Lineage: Eukaryota; Fungi; Ascomycota; Leotiomycetes; Helotiales; Mollisiaceae
Exons: 3
Coding region: 1-2151 (716 amino acids)
Source: RefSeq, a predicted model, not a curated record
AUGAGGACCACACUUUCAACCAUCGCCGCUUUGGCAACCACUGUUCAAUAUGCAUCUGCUGGAUUUUCCGAUGCCUCUGCUUUCUCUUGCCCAUCCAACACAAACAACGAGUGUAACAGCCAGCAAUCUUCUGGUUUCGACUGGAGCUCUCUCGGUCUUGGUUCUUUCUCUAGCUAUGGAGACUUCAGCUUCGAGGGAUGGACUUGUGCCAGCUCCUUCGGCGGCAGCUCCAAGCGUGAUGUCUUGACUGGUCGAUCCUUCCAGGACAAAUGCAUCACUGGAUCUGCUUCCACUGAUGUCUCUAGCUGCCCCAGCUUCGGCUGUGGUUCAUCUUCCGACGUCUCUGCUUUCUCCGUCACUGAAUUCCAGGUCUCUGUUGAAUUCGACUGUGAACUUGAGUUCCAUUACAGCAUGCCUGGUGGAACCACUUGCAAGCAGAAGUCUUCCUGCAGCACUGGGGGUACCACAAUUUCCAACACACAAUGUGGUGGAGCCAAGAACGUUACCGUCGUCUACCCAAGCCAAUCUUCUGGAAGCGGAGCGGGCAAAUCAAGCUGCAGCAUUGGUGUCCACUCCAUUGGUUUCGACUGCUCAACUGCUUCGAGCACUGUCUACCACUCCACCACGACUAAGGCUUCAGUGACCAAGGAGACCACCAAGGCAACUACUCCUGCUUCGUCAUUUGCUACCACGACAUCAGUGUCUUACUCAAUGACCGUCCCAGCCUCAAGUACUUCAGAGAGCAUUGCUUCAACCAGCUCUACUCUGGCUAUUGAGUCUACCACAAGCUCUGUGGUCGAGUCUACCAGCUCGGUCGUCGAAUCCACAUCAAGCACCCUCGUCGAGUCCAGCUCCGUUGAGACCACCGUAGCCGUUUCCACGCCAUCCACUACCGCUUUCACAACAUCGACAGUUUUCACAACCUUUGUGUCAACUAUCAUUUCAUGCGCUGAGACUGUCACAAACUGCCCAGCUCGCUCGACUGUGUUGACCACCGUUUCCGUCGCCGUUUCUACAACUAUCUGCCCAGUCACUGAGACUGAGACUUCAAGUCUCGCAGUCUCCUCUUCUGUCGAGUCUGUUUCAACUACAUCCAGUGCCGUUGGAGUUGCAUCAACAUCAUCAUCCGUUGUUGAAUCCAGCUCAGUAUCAUCUAGCGUCGAGACUACUUCCGCUGUUGUUUCUAGCGCAGCUGUUUCGUCCACAGUCAUCAGCACUACUCCAUCUGAGUCCGAGGUUAUCACUACCGUUGUCGUUGAGACAAGCACCACUAUCUGCCCUGUCACUCUGACCCACGUUACCAGUGGAAGCACCUCCCUGGAGACCUCAGUAUCCACAUCCACAAUCGAAAUCACCACCACCAAGACCGUCUGCACCAAGUGCGAAGCAGGAAGCACCACCUCGGCCCAAGGCGUUGUCUCCACCCCAUCCGCAUCAGCAACCACCUCCUCCAGCGGCGCCGUAAGCACCGCCCCUUGCCCAGACGUCCUCCCCUCCUGCCUAAACACCUGGCUCUUCUCCGAGGGCUGCACCUCCAACACCGACUCGGACUGCUACUGCCCCUCGUCCACCUUCGUCUCCAACAUCUUCGCCUGCCUUUCCGCCUACGGCGCCUCCGACGACGAGAUCGCCAGCGCCCAGACCUACUUCCAAGGUAUCUGCGCUGCCCACGUCUCCAGCAACCCGGCUAUCAUCACCGCUGCUUCUACCUCCCUAUCCACUACCGCAGCUGGCACCGUGACAGCAGCUAUCCCCGUCACCACGGUCCAAGUGUACACCACCCUCGUGGUCCCUUGCACAGAAACUACCGGCAUCUCAGCUGGAUCCGUCAUUCCCUCUUCCAGCUCCACAACAGUGAUCAGCACAGCAGUCACCGUCCCUCAAGUCAUCUUCACAACCGUCACCGGCUCGAGCACCGCAUCCGCGGCCCUCGUCGCCGGGACAGCGCCCGCUACCGUCGCAGCCGGCACGACGCUUGCUGUCCCCGCUAGCUCGACCUUCAUCGUCGCUGCGUCAGGGACGUCUGCUAGCAACGGCACCAUCCAAGCUUCUGCUACGCCGUCGCAGCAAGUCACCUCUGGUGCUGGGCGAAGCACCGUUGCGUUCGGCAGUGUUGUCGUUGGGAUGCUGGUUGCUGUUCUGGCUUUGUAG